GUGCAAAGGCAAUCAUGUUUCAUUUGGCAUCUGAUUCAUUCACGACGUGGCACAGCCCUGGAAACAAUCACCAUCGUUCAAAUCCAUCACAUCUCUGAACAUGUCGGCAACCAUUCAUUGCAAGACUCUAGACUUGGAUGAAAUAAUACCCAGGCCGAAUUGUAUUGAACGCGAAGACGAGGAUGUGAAGAGGCUAGUUCCUUUGGUAUUCCACGAUGCUUGUUUUGCGACAGACCGCACAGAUAGCUGGCCAGAUGACCAGGCAGAAUUCCGCAAUUUCUUUGCUGUCUUCUUUUCAUUCUACGAUGAACUGAGAGAGCCCAGCGAGACCAGCCCUAGUAUUGUGUUCAAAGAGCGUGAAAUGAUCACUUUGCCCAGGAAGAAUUGGACAGCACCCAGUCGAGGUCAUCGCUCAGCGGGGUUUAGAGGCGUGCAGGUCUCGUUGAUGACAACAUUGAUGCAGACGAUCUGCUACAACCUUGACGGUAUUCAAGAGCAAUUACCGGGUGUCUGGUUCACGUACUCACCAGUGAAAAUGAGAUAUUUCAUUGGGGGCAAAAGGUAUGCAUCUACUUCAGAUGGUGGUGCUGUUGUCGGCCCCUUUGCCAAUCCUCGACCGAUUAUCCCUCAUGUUAGUUGGUACAGAGGGCAGUCCUGGAGCGAAUUCCUCGCGGAUGUGAUGGAUAUAAUGCUGGGGAAGCUUGCUAGCAAUCUCACCUUCAACUCCGAGGGACAGGAAGCUUUUAUUGUUGGCAUUCGGGGGCCAUGCAUCUAUGUUAUCCGUGGACGUUUUACAGCCAGUUUGGUGUCAAGGGUCCACUCAAAGGGUUGCGCCGAGAACGAGUCAUUUGAGCUGCAGUUUACACGAGGGUUCAACUUGAGAUUGAAGGAAGAUUGGCUUCAAGCGACGCGUGCAUUGGCGAGGUUGCUUCGAUACAUCCCGGGUGGCAAGGCGGUUGAACAUGCUUCUUAA
Messenger RNA from Aspergillus steynii IBT 23096, 973 nucleotides. RefSeq lists its product as uncharacterized. The coding region runs from base 101 to 973 and encodes 290 amino acids. The transcript has 4 exons. The record is from RefSeq and is a predicted model, not a curated record. Lineage: Eukaryota; Fungi; Ascomycota; Eurotiomycetes; Eurotiales; Aspergillaceae.